UUCAGUUUCAUCGCUCUUAUAUUUCAGUAGCAAUCCUUCUGACAAAAAAACCCUAGAAAUCUCCUAAAACAAAAUCAUAGAUUAAGCUUCAAUAUCUUUUAUUCAGUACUCUUUUAAGCGUAUUUCAGAUUCAAUUUCAUAUUUUAUCAACGUCAAUUCAUUUUUUUAACAUCUUUGUAUCAAGAACAUCUAAGUUCUUGAUUUCUCUGAAUUGAUUCUAGUUAGGAUUUUCUUUUCAUCUCGAAACCCUAAAACCACAAUGAACAAGAUAACACCAAAUUGGUGGUUCAAUUCAAGUAAACCUAGUGUGAAAGAAGAAGCCACGAAUCGAUGGUUGAAAGGAAUUGAGCAUUUAGCGAAAGAGGGAAUAUGGUGGAGAAGACAAGAGAUGCUACCGGAUAAAGACUAUUGGGCGGUAUUUUCUAAUGGGAAUUUUGGAGAGCUUGAUCGAGGAGCAGAUAUCAAGUUAAGGAUGGGCAUGCCAGAUACGGAGUAUUUGGCGUUCCUUGACGAUAAUUCGUUUUACCUCUUAAUUUGCUAGAACAAGUCUGUUCUCGUUAGUAUUGGGCGUCUUAAGGCAAUGCUCUCGGAAAGUGAGAUUAUAGUUUGGAAAGACAAUGAUCCAUUUACGUUUAUGAAGAAGUUAGUUGCCCGGGUGUCUGAUCGGCAACACGGUGAGAAAUUAGAAGUCUUAGCACUCGAAAUGUGAUUGAAGGAAGCUUUGGUCGGUCUUGAUAAUGAAUUGGUAUCUUUAAACAUAGAGGUUCCUCCUCCAGUUAAACGUAUUCCCGGUAUUCCCCAUGUGGAGAAUAUCAAGAUUGAUCUUGAAAGACUUACAUCUCAAUUCAGAAGGCUAGAGUCUAGUCCACUGCAGAAAAUGUGCUGCUUCGAUGAUUUGAAGGAAAUCAAGAUUCAUCUUGAUAGAAUUACAUUUGCAGUAAGAAAGAUAAUUGCGGAAAUUAGCGGGUUGCUGAAAGACCUGCAAGUGUCCCUGCAGCAGAUGGAAGAUACAACGGGAGAUGAUGAAAAAACGGAGAUGCUGAUUGAAGUACUAACAGGGUCUUUGGCUGAGUAUACAUUGGUUUCUAAAGGUUUAAAUACGAUGUCCGAAAAUGUUAAUCGACUGGAGUACACACUCGAGAUUGCUCUUCAAAAGAAAAAUGUGGCCAUAUCUCAGUUUGGUCUGAUUAUGACUAACCUAGGUGUAAGCAAUGGUAUUGUUGCUGCGGUAGCCGAGUUAUUUGGUGUAAACGUGAGAAUGGGAAUCAUCGGAUCAGAGCGUCACGUGCUAUGGUGGUUAUCUGGAAGUUGCAUCACGCUGGGUGUAUUAGUCUUUAUAGUCCUAUGGAUUAUCAGCAAGAGAAGAGGCCUCCUCGAUUGAGAGGUAAGUCAACAGUGGGCUGUACUUGUUUGUGUGUCUUCAAUUUUAUGCGUGAUAGUUUUCUCAUGAGCUUAUUGGCAUAAUUACUGAAUCCCAUAGUUCAGCAAUCUUAGUAUAUAUAAUUAUAUGAGUACAUGUAUGUUUAUUUGUUGUAUAUUGGUUGU
Molecule: messenger RNA, 1545 nt
Organism: Papaver somniferum (opium poppy)
Lineage: Eukaryota; Viridiplantae; Streptophyta; Magnoliopsida; Ranunculales; Papaveraceae
Exons: 4
Coding region: 878-1381 (167 amino acids)
Source: RefSeq, a predicted model, not a curated record